AUGCCUUCUCGCGCAGAGGUCGCCUACUUCGGCGCAGGGCCAGCCCCUCUACCAACCCCUGUCAUUGAAGAAAGCGCUAAGGCUUUCAUCAAUUUCGAAGACACCGGUCUCUCUUUGGCCGAAAUCUCCCAUCGCUCACCCACGGCGAACAAGAUCCUCGCCGACGCCAAACAAGCACUUACAGCGCUUUAUGACAUCCCAGAUGACUACGAUAUCUUCUUUAUGCAAGCCGGCGGGACCGGAGAGUUCAGUGCCGCCUGCCAAAACCUGGUUGGGUGCUGGAUCGAACAGCGGCGGAGAAAGGCCGUUGCAGAUCUCGGCGAGGGCAAGGAUGACGAGGUCCUCGCACGUGUGAAGAAGGAAAUCGAGAACGAGCUGAAACUCGAUUACCUCGUCACUGGGUCUUGGUCGCUCAAGGCCAGCCAGGAGGCCACACGACUACUCGGCGCAAAGUACGUCAACGUCGCUCUCGACGCGCGGAAAGGCAACAACAACAAGUUCGGCAAGAUCCCGGCCGAGAGUGAAUGGAAAUUGACUCCCAAGGGAAGUGCACUGACGUACAUGUGCGACAAUGAGACGGUGGAUGGUGUAGAGUUCCCCAGCUUUCCCAAGUCCUUGGAGGAGAAUGACAGGAUAGUUGUGGCGGACAUGUCCAGCAACUUUGUGAGCAAGAAGCUCGAUGUUUCCAAGUACAGCGUGAUCUUUGGCGGCGCUCAGAAGAAUCUCGGUAUCGCUGGCAUCGCGGUGGUGAUCAUCCGAAAGUCGCUCCUCAGCCUUGUCCCACCGCCGACAUUCUUGCACCGACUCUCAGACGUGCUCCCCACUUCAGGGGCGUUGCCUCCCAUCAUGUUCUCGUUCUCUACGAUCGCCGCGAACAACAGUCUGUACAACACCCUGCCCAUCUUCAACCUGUACGUGGCCACGCUGGUGCUGCAGAGUUUGGUGUCGACAUUCAAGACGGUUUCGGGCCAGGAGGAGGUCGCCAACCAGAAAGCCAAGCUGAUUUACGACACGCUCGACGCCUAUCCGGAUCUCUACCAUGUUGUGCCCGAUAGGAAUGUGCGUAGCCGCAUGAACAUCUGCGUUCGGAUCAUUGCCGGCAGGUCGGAAGGCGCCGUGACGCCGGACGACGCAAAGGAGAAGGCGUUCCUGGCCGGUGCAGAGAAGCGGAACCUGCUGGGACUGAAGGGCCAUCGAUCGGUUGGUGGUAUCAGAAUCAGCAAUUACAAUGCCGUGCCCGUUGAGAACGUGCAGAAGCUGGUACAAUGGCUGAAUGAGUUUGCAAAGGCUGGGUGA
Exophiala spinifera is the source of this 1296-nucleotide messenger RNA. Its product is annotated as phosphoserine transaminase. The transcript is spliced from 2 exons. Gene Ontology annotation, biological process: L-serine biosynthetic process. Bases 1 to 1296 code for a protein of 431 amino acids. Gene Ontology annotation, molecular function: pyridoxal phosphate binding; O-phospho-L-serine:2-oxoglutarate transaminase activity. The record is from RefSeq and is a predicted model, not a curated record. Gene Ontology annotation, cellular component: cytoplasm. Lineage: Eukaryota; Fungi; Ascomycota; Eurotiomycetes; Chaetothyriales; Herpotrichiellaceae.